Diatraea saccharalis (sugarcane borer) is the source of this 1144-nucleotide messenger RNA. The record is from the annotation of a GenBank genome assembly. NCBI's taxonomy places the organism in Eukaryota, Metazoa, Arthropoda, Insecta, Lepidoptera, Crambidae.
CCGUCAAGUUGACAGAUUGUUUUUCUUCUUUCUAGAAAGAAAAUAUUUGUCUUAUUAUAACUCAUUUUUGUGCAUGAAAAUUGUAAAAUCAUUUAAAUCUCACUAUUUGUGUUAUUUAUAAUGAACUCUGAUAAAGUUUAGUUUGAAGAAAAAUUUUAAGUAUUGUGCAAAAUGAGCAAACAUAUGUAUUCUACGGCAAACUUGAGCGACAAAGAGCUGAAGGAGCAAGGGAACAGACUUUUUAGCUUACGAAGGUUUGAAGAUGCUAUGAAUUGCUACACUAAAGCUAUUAUAAAAAAUCCAUCUGUUGCCACAUACUUUACUAAUCGAGCGCUAUGUCAUUUAAAAAUGAAACAUUGGGAAGCUACAUGCCAGGAUUGCAGGCGUGCUCUGGAUAUAGACACCAAUCAAGUUAAAGGGCACUUCUUUCUUGGACAAGCUUUGGUGGAAUUAGAGUGUUACGAUGAAGCCAUUAAGCAUUUGCAUAGAGCGAGUGAUCUGGCUCGUGAACAGAAGUUGAACUUUGGUGAUGACAUUGCUGCUCAGCUGCGCAUUGCUAGAAAGAGGAGGUGGAAUGUUCAGGAAGAGAAGAGAAUAUCUCAAGAAAUUGAACUCCAAACUUAUCUUAAUAGAUUAAUUAGUGAAGAUAUGCAGCGUAGAAUAGAAGGUAUAAAAUUAGAGAAUACAAAUGAAGAAGAUGUAAGCUCGAGGGUUUCUAAAGUUGAAGAAGAAUGUAAUAACUAUUCUAGUGAGUUAAACAAUUUAUUUUCGAAGAUAGAUGAAAGGAGACGGAAGCGUGAUGUGCCAGACUAUCUUUGCGGCAAAAUCAGCUUUGAGAUCUUGAAUGAGCCAGUAAUAACGCCCAGUGGUAUAACUUACGAGAAGAAGGAUAUCGAAGAGCAUCUUGAGCGCGUCGGACAUUUUGAUCCAGUGACUCGUGUGAAGUUAACCGCAGAUCAGCUCAUACCUAACUUCACUAUGAAGGAGGUAGUCGAUGCUUUCUUGCAGGAGAACGAAUGGGCACUUGAUUAUUGAGUGACUAUUUACAAGCAAAGUCGUGAUGCACACAGUCCGUGGGUCUGCUUAUUUACGAAUUACGUUUCAUAUAUGUAGUUCUAUCCCUUUCUGGGGUAUGGAGAGAAAG